Molecule: messenger RNA, 3412 nt
Organism: Pseudo-nitzschia multistriata
Lineage: Eukaryota; Bacillariophyta; Bacillariophyceae; Bacillariales; Bacillariaceae
Source: the annotation of a GenBank genome assembly
CGUUACAGCUUGUAAAAUAAAACAACGUUUCACCCCACUUGAUCGGGCAACGAAAAUACUUUUUGCCUCUAGGGACAACCGAGGUCACAUAAUUCAGCUCACUUUUGAGGUAAUCCGCGGGUUAUCUUUUGUGAAGCUACUAAAAUACCCUCAAACCUCCGAUACUGAUUGAUAAGUUAUUUAAUUGGGAACAAUGGAACUAGGGGAUCCGAAUACGUCGUCGUCGUCGGAAAUCAAAGCGAUGGAAAACACGAAAUCUGCUAAAGUAGCACCCUUGAAGRAUCGCACUAUAAAGCGUGAGGAUCGAGACGACGAUGUGMCAUCUCGAAGAGAUCUGAGGGAAGGAAGAGAUGAACCACAUCUAUCGAAGAGUUCAACGCAGUCACCUAAAGCUAGAAAAGGAAAGACUUCCCAACAUCCUUAUAGUAUGCAUGAAGGUUUCCAUCCUUCGUAUCACCAUCAACCCCCUGCAGGAAGAGGAGGACAUUAUCCUGCUCAUCCUGCCAUGCACGGAGGAUCGAGAGGACCACCACCUGGSCCCUAUCWUCCUCCACAUGCACCUCAUCAAUACUUAAAUUAUAAUAGGAAUCCWGGAGCUCCUCAUGAUCAUCACUUUCGAGCUCCUCAUCCACACCAUUAUCAUCAGAUGCCUCCCUUGCCUCAUCCAGGUCAACCGCAUUAUGGUGGACGAAAYGGACAUUAUGGCCAUCCGCCAAAUAUGCCUGGUCGUCCWGGGCCUCCUCCUCCAGGGUAUCAUCACAAUGGAUACGGAGGUCCGUAUCCUGGUCCACCGCCUCCUAUGAGCUAUCACCCUGCCCCACCUCCACAAUCAUAUCAUGGUUCUCAACAAGCGUCUGACUCAAUGUCAAUUUCGUCAAGUAGGAGUAAGAGAUCAWCAAAGUCUCACUCAUCGGAGGGAUCGAGAAAAAAGCGAACGAUAGAGGGCGUUCAUGAUGGAAGUAAAGAGGUUAAGUCUGUUCCGUUGUCUUACUCCUUCCGAAGAACAAAUAGUAGCUGUAGUAACAGUACUGCGACAGCCAGCAAGACCACUGAUCAGUCGAUGACCGAGUCACCGAGUAAGCGUGAGCGAUCAUCAUCUCGAGAUUCAAACUUUCUUCCUCCGAUGCCUCGGUCUGCUAAUAUCUUUGACGAACGGGAGCGUCCAGCUCAUCGAAGGACGAAUUCUGGAAACUCGACAACAUCAAGUUUGAGCGGCGGAGGAUUCUCUCUUUCAUCGUAUGAAGGACCAAAAGGUAUGUUUCUGAAAGGCGAAAAGAACGCAGAAAAAUAUAAUGAAAAUCACCUAAAUCACCUCAUGAAUGUUCUUGUAUAUUUCAAUUUUAUUAGUGGAAGAUGUACCGAUGAUGAAAGCUUCUCCGAAGAGACGGAAGGGGAGCGACAGUGAGCCAGUGUCUAUUGAGAGAGAUACUGAUCCUAGUUCAAUAUUCAAGAGGAAAGGUGGUUCUCGAAUGGCAAAUGCAUCUGAUCAUUCCAUUGACGAUGCCGAAACAUCCCGCUUCAGACAGCUAUCUAUGAAAGACUCAGAGCAGGAGGAUUCAAAUGAAAACAGAAACAUCUUUUUGAGUUUAUCUACGUCACCAAUAAACCAUCGAGAUGUUGACGAAACCCCACUUAAAACGAAUAUCAAUAGAAAGAAAAAUCUCACUCCAAAGAUGACUGUGAAGACUGAUAUGGAUGAGAUCAACGAAAAGCCGCGUCUUGGGUCCUUUACAGACACUCCGACGCCACCAAACAUGCUUCAAAAUGAUUCUAUGACUGAUGAGCACACUCUAAAUAAACAUCUUCGAGGUCAGUCUUUCACUCCAYUGCCACAUGCAGGCGAGACGGGAAUAUCUCCAUCUGCAGCAGCGUUUUCUGCUAUCGCACCAUCUCUAUCAUGGAGUAUAGCUGGGGACACUCCUUCACUCGAAGACUUAGCAGGUUGUAGCUGGGAGGAAAGUAGUGAAAAGGGGGAUAGAAGACGACCAGACUCAACGACUUCUCAUCUGUCGUCAGCAACAGGGAACAUGGUGAUAAGUCCUCACCACUUUUCCCUCUGGAAAGAAGACCAUGAGUCGAAAAAGAAAAACGAGGAAGAUGAAAAUGACAAAGACGAUGGUGAAAGCAUUAGACUCUCAAUGCUGUCUCCUAAUUCUGAYACUGCUAUGUCGCUAGAUCGGGUUGGUGGUACUACGACGCCGCUGCCGAUUUUCUUCCGUGACUCUGGCACUGACGAGCGCGAGAAUCACCACUCAGAUAGACCUGACAAAAAAUCGGUUCAAAGUAAAGAGUUGGGAUCCAAGGCGUCGCAACCAGAACAAUUAUAUCAUUCGAACAGCGUGUUCAUGGACAGGAGGCAGAAACAAGCAACUCCUCAAUUUUUUUCUCACGGACCACCUCGUGAGGGCCUUCCUCCAACACCGGUAUAUGCUGGAUCGAAAACUCAACCGCCACAGUAUCCAAUCUCAAACAUGAGUGGUGCAUAUUCACGUAGCCCUCUACAUGGCGAAAGGCGCGACUAUGGUCACAUGUACGGUGGUCAUCAUCAUCCACCACCAGGGCCACAUAAUGAUAGAAUACGAAAUCUUCGAGGAAGAAUGCCUCCUGGUGCCCAUAUGGCACCAAUGCCGAUUCACAUUCCACCACCUAUGUCGACUCACCAUCCAUUGACGUCUCCCAUGGGAUUGCCUGGUCCGAAGCAAAUGUGGAGUCCACAUCAAAGAGGAAUGGCGCCUCCAAUGGCAAGCCCCCACCACAUGUCACCAAUGGAUAUCACUCAAUCUAAGAGAAAAUGCAUCCCUUUGAAACCUCCGAUCCCAUCAAAGUUCCAAGGUGACAUAGAAAAAUUCAAAGGGGCAACCGUUCCAGAAUUUACGAGUCUAGUGAACUUCCCUGUACACAUGUCUCAAAAACAAGCCGUGAACCUUCCAGAAGGAAUGAGAUGCUGUGUAAUGUGUGGGUCGGCAUGCCCUUGUUCUUCUGGAAACAAGAAGAAAGGCAACGGUUCUCACGGAAGUAAAAAGGACGGAAAGGACUCCUCGGGAGAUAAAGGUGGAUACGCAAUUAUUCCGACGCAGAACAAGGGUCUGUGUACGCUUUGCGAUGUCAAUGUGUGGGUUGUGGCUAAUUCUGGUCUUGAGAUUAAGUGGUGCAAGGGCUGCAAGAACUUUCGACCAUGGGCGGCAUUUGGUGAUAAGGGACUCGCUACCAAGUGUCUCCGAUGUAGAGAACGCCAGAGGGAGAAAUAUGCUUUGCAGAAGGAAGAAAAAGAAAAGGCUAGAUUAUUGAAAACUGCUAAGGCGAAGGCUUAAAAAAAUAUUGCUUUUUGAUCGAUUUUUUUGGCGCUGCACUUGUACGAAAAACGGUGACUCUGUUCGCUGAAGUAACAUAGAAAUAAAUUACUAUCUGGGGA